UAACGGUGUCAGGCGUCCUGAGGCCCCACAUCAGAGCAGCAGGAGCAGGAAACGCACGUGAACUGGAAUCAUGAGACUCUCGUCGGGAUGGACAACACUACUGUUCCUGCUGAUUCAAGGAGCUUCACGAGCGUGCACAGCUAAGCGCCUGGGCAGCAGCACAGGACGAUUCGCCAACGCCACACUCGUGCGCCUGUCGGAGUUCCUGAGUGCGGGUUAUAAGAAAGGAGUGAGACCAGUGAAAGAUUGGAGGACGUCCACUAUCGUCGCCAUAGACCUCAUGGUUUACUCCAUUCUGAAUGUGGAUGAGAAGAACCAGGUUUUGACAACAUACGUGUGGUACAGACAAUCGUGGACGGAUGAAUUCCUGGUCUGGGACCCUGAAGACUUUGAUGAAGUCAAACAAGUGUCUUUACCCACGGCUAACGUGUGGGUGCCCGACAUCCUCAUCAAUGAGUUCGUGGACGUGGGGAAGUCUCCCGACAUCCCUUACGUCUAUGUGACUCACGAUGGACUCGUGCGCAACUACAAGCCCAUCCAGGUGGUGACGGCCUGCACGCUCAACAUCUACAAUUUCCCUUUUGAUGUGCAGAAAUGUAGCCUCACCUUCCAGAGUUGGCUCCACACCAUCGAUGACAUCAACAUCACGCUGAUGCGAAGCCCCGAGGAGCUCAGGGAGGACAAGAGCGUCUUCAUGAACCAGGGAGAGUGGGAGCUGCUGCACAUCCUGUCCAACUACAAGAUCUUCAGCGUGGACAACGACGACUACUACGCCGAGAUGAAGUUCCACGUGGUGAUCCGACGGCGGCCGCUGUUCUACACCGUGAACCUGCUCAUGCCCAGCAUCUUCCUGAUGGUGAUGGACAUCGUUGGCUUCUAUCUGCCACCAGACAGUGGAGAGAGGGUUUCCUUCAAGAUCACUUUGCUCCUGGGCUACUCCGUCUUCCUCAUCAUCGUCUCAGACACUCUGCCAGCCACUGCCAUAGGAACCCCGCUGAUAGGCGUGUACUUCGUGGUGUGCAUGGCGCUCCUGGUGAUCAGUCUGACAGAAACCGUGCUGAUCGUGCGCCUGGUCCACAAGCAGGACCUGCAGCCUCCCGUGCCUCACUGGGUGAAGUACCUGGUGCUGGAGAGAGCUCCGGUCCUGUUCUGCAUCCACAGGAAGCACCGCCUCUGCUCCAGACUGUCGUCCCACACCUCGGACCUGGAGCCGUACAAGGAGAACAGCUAUGGAUCUGCGCGGUGCACACACCACCACCACCACACCUGCGAGGUCGGUCAAAGGCUGAGCCAUCACGACAGGGAAGGCGGCCUGCGUGGCCUUGGCCUGCCGCCCGCCAGAGACCCCACGCCGCCCGUCAUGGACAACAUCCUGCACGAGGUGACGGCCAUACGUCACUUCCUGGAGAAGAGGGACAGGUGCCGGGAAGUGGCCAAAGAGUGGCUGCAGGUGGGCUACGUGCUGGACGUGCUGCUCUUCAGGGUCUACCUGGUGGCCGUGGUGGCGUACAGCAUCACACUGGGCACACUGUGGUCAGUGUGGCAGGUCGCCUGAGUGUUGCAGCAACACAACUAGUGUGGAUACAAGCUCAGCGGAGCGUGGAAUUAAAAAGGCGAGACUUAGCAGCUCUAAGCCCCCGUGGCUCAGUGGAGACAGGGGAGGCUCUCGUAAAGCAGUGGAACAGUGAAAUGGUUCCUGUACUUGAGGCACUAUAUCCCUGCAAGCACUAUUAUUGUUAUCAUCCAUUUAGUAUGUUCGGUUUUUUUCCAUCACAGAUGCUUUCAGGGUCCAGCCCAAAGCAGCCAAGUAGACCUAUACGACAUCCCCACACACUUACACUGUAAAAAUACAAAACAGAUUUAUUUAUCCAUCAAAGAAAUCCCAGGAUUAGUUCAUUUUCAUGGCAAGUACAAACAAUACUGACAAAUAAAUCCUUUCAGGGCCUCCUCAUGGCUCACGAGUCAGUUUCAAUGUUCAUUUAUUUAAAUUCAUCAGUAUUUUUAAGUGUAAAGUAACAAGUUCUAAUCUUCUGCAUUGAAGAUACAGUUCAGGAUAAUACACAGGCUGGUGUGUGGCAGAUUAUCUGUACAUAAAAUAUCAAACUACUAUUACUGCAAUGUAAAUAUUUUAAAUAUGCAUUAACAAUACGGAAGAAAUAAAGAUUUUAAACUAUAAACUGCAUAUAUUGCUCAACAUAUACAGUAGAUAUGAAAAAAAAUGUAAUUGGUUACAUUUAUUUAUUAAAUGUGUGUCACAUGAUAUAAUAAAACCUGAUGAUCUUUUUUUAAACAGCUGUUUAAUAAUAAUAAUUUUGUUUGGGCUUUAAAAGUAUUAUACAGUAUUAAUAGUUUUGCUGUAUUGGCUCUGUGUUGAGAUGUUUGUAUUUUCCUCAUACUUUUCUUUAUCCUGUCUCUUAAAUAAACUGUAAACACGACUCCUUUCACCUGGACAUCAUCGUUUCAUUCACAUGCAGUACACCACAGCAGCCAGAGGAGGGCACCAUGUACAACGGCAUCAGUUUGCUGUCCUCACCGAGGACAAAGCCUUCACACUCUCAAAUUGUUUUUUGUUUUUUUUCCCUGCAAAUGAUGUCUGUGUGAAACCUGUGAUAUUUAAUUAUCUUUUAACGUAUUGUGUUGUCAAUAUCAGUGUCACAUCAAUGACGGCUAUUAAAGUGCCACUUUGUGGGAGUGACAAUUGUGUGAAAAAGGAAAAAACUAAAGAAAAGCAAUAUUCAUGUGUUAUUAAAGAGAGUUUUAAAGGCCUGGACAGUUGCUUAUAUUGUCAUUAACUGUGUCGCCUCAAGGUUCAAGGUUCCUUUAUUGUCAUUGUGAGCUUCAUAUACUCAAGUCCACACCAGUCAGAAUAGUACAGGAAGUCUUUAGACCCAGGAUUUACUCCUAUUGUCCAC
Solea solea (common sole) is the source of this 2912-nucleotide messenger RNA. RefSeq names its product 5-hydroxytryptamine (serotonin) receptor 3A (gene htr3a). Gene Ontology annotation, cellular component: postsynaptic membrane; synapse; neuron projection. Lineage: Eukaryota; Metazoa; Chordata; Actinopteri; Pleuronectiformes; Soleidae. Gene Ontology annotation, biological process: signal transduction; regulation of membrane potential; monoatomic ion transmembrane transport. Gene Ontology annotation, molecular function: transmembrane signaling receptor activity; extracellular ligand-gated monoatomic ion channel activity; neurotransmitter receptor activity. The transcript has 9 exons. The record is from RefSeq and is a predicted model, not a curated record. Bases 71 to 1555 code for a protein of 494 amino acids.